UCGUCCACUACACAAACAUGGCGACCUGCAUCGGCAUGGUCGCAAGAGUCGGAUGCACUGCACUGUCUAUGCUAAAGCCGGUCGCCAGGCAGUGUUCAAGGCAGAGGACAUGUGUGUUCACCCCGCACCGCUUCUGUCACGGAGUCCGCAGCAGUUUGUACGAGCAUGUCCGUGAAGGCUACAGCGACAAACCCGAGCUGGAUAUGAGAGCAGUGUGUGAGGAAACCGACAAAGUCAUAGCAAAUGUGGAGAACAGGAAGGGUGACCUGAAAGGGGACGAUGUCAGGAAGAUUGUGUGUGUGUGGCAGGAGCUCAAGGCAGUGCAGGAGGAAAUCGCUGGGCUAGAAGAGCAGAAGCGUCACAUCGGUGCCACAGUCAAAACACUAGUGUCCAAGAACGACAAGAAAGCUCUUGCCAGUCUCCCAGAGUACACCCAGGCUCUGCAGAAGGGCCGAGAGGUCCGCAACAGACUGAAUCAACUCUAUCCCAAAGAGAAUGAGCUGGAUCAGGAAUACUACGGACGAGCGCUCAGACUGCCCAACACCUCACACCCCGAUGUGCCGGUUGGAGAUGAGAGCCAGGCGAGGGUGGUGGAGCUGGUCGGACAGAAACCAGAGUUUGACUUCAAGCCCAGAGGCCAUUUAGAGCUGGGGGAAGGGUUAGGUCUCAUCAGGCAGAGACAUCUAGCUCAUGUCUCAGGCCACAGGUCCUACUAUCUGAGGGGUGCAGGGGCCAGACUUCAGACUGCACUACAAAACCUUGCCCUCGACACACUGCAGAGACGGGGCUUCAUCCCCAUGGUUGUUCCUGACCUGCUGAAGGGGGCAAUAUUUGAGGGUUGUGGGAUGCAGCCCAACACCCAUCUCUCUCAGGUCUAUUCACUGGACCAGACACGUUUCCCAGACCUCAAACUGGCUGGGACUGGAGAGGUCGGAGUGGCAGGCUUUUUCAUGGAUCAUGCAGUAAACUGGAAGGACCUGCCUGUCAGGACGGUGUGCAGCAGCACCUGCUACAGAGCGGAGACAGACACGGGCAGGGAGACAUGGGGGCUCUACAGAGUGCAUCACUUCAACAAGGUAGAGAUGUUUGGAGUGACAGCAGAUGAGACGGGAGAAGAGAGCUCUCAGCUGCUGGAGGAGUUUGUCUCUCUGCAGAAAGAGAUGUUCUCUGCACUGGAACUACAUUACAGAGUGCUGGACAUGCCGACACAGGAACUGGGCCUUCCAGCAUACCGAAAGUAUGACAUAGAGGCAUGGAUGCCUGGGAGGGACAGCUACGGAGAGAUUUCCAGUGGGUCCAACUGUACAGACUUCCAGAGCAGACGUCUCAACAUCCUGUAUGAGAGAGAGGACGGCAGCCUGCAGUACGCCCACACAGUGAAUGCUACAGCGUGUGCCAUCCCUCGAACAGUCAUCGCCAUCCUGGAGACUCAUCAGACCAAAGAGGGAACAGUGCGUGUCCCACGAGCCCUGCAGCCCUAUUUGGGCUUAGAAGUGAUCGAGAAGCCAAAGUACUCUCCACUGAAAUACAUCGGACCCAACCAGCACCAUCGACCACCCAGGCCUGCUCCCAAAACCAGAUGACACAAAUACAAACAUGCAAACACCUGAGGUGGGAGCUUGAGGUGACAGAUCCAAACCUGCAGUUUACUAAUGAUAAAAAUAUUCGUCUUACUUUGUCAAAUGCCAUGAAAUUGUGAAUGUACGCCCAAACGUGUUGUCCACAAGGAGGACCAAUAAAGUUGAGUGCUUGA
Messenger RNA from Epinephelus lanceolatus (giant grouper), 1753 nucleotides. RefSeq names its product seryl-tRNA synthetase 2, mitochondrial (gene sars2). Gene Ontology annotation, biological process: seryl-tRNA aminoacylation. Gene Ontology annotation, molecular function: ATP binding; serine-tRNA ligase activity. NCBI's taxonomy places the organism in Eukaryota, Metazoa, Chordata, Actinopteri, Perciformes, Serranidae. The record is from RefSeq and is a predicted model, not a curated record.